AUGCCCAAACGAAAAGCCCCGACAAAGGCAAACAUAUCCGGCCUUGUUGGCUCGGAUGAUGAAGAUCUAAUGCAAAUGGACUCAACUGCAGUCCCGCCGCAGGAGUCGCGCGACGAGCCUCCCGCGAAGAAACGAAGAGGUAGACCGCGUACCUCAAAUGAUACCGCCGACGCGAAAUCAACUCAGACAAAAAAACGAGAAUCAUCGGCUACCGCUCAGGGGACUGCUGCAGCCAAGAGGCCUGGUCGACGGGGUCGUCCUCGAGGCAGCAGUCGUACCUCUGAAACCGACGAUACAAAUGCGCAGGCCCCUGUAACACAAGAGCCCAAGGACUCGUAUGAGCAAGAAAACGAGGAUCCCCAAGCAGCGCCUGCUGCAAAAGCUACUCGCGCAACAAAUUCCGCGAAAUUAGUACCGGCCGCAACUCGUCGUGGUGGACGUGCGCCGAACGCAGCAAAAACACUCGAGGCGGAAGAUGAAUUUCAAUAUACACCGACAUCUGCCCGCCAGUUCGCGAAUGAGCAUCAAGCAAAAAAUGCGCACGAAGUAGAUGAGUCUGUGUUUCCAGACGAGGCAACAGAAUCAGCCCCAUUCCCAGAGACGACCAAUCAAGUUGUGAGAAAUGUACGUGCUCGUGUCAACUCACUACGAAUUGGCCAGGAAUUGUCUCCGAACAAACGCAAGUCGGGGAUUGGAAUCGACAACGGGGACCCGGAUCUAAGGCGUAGAAUUGGUGAACUGACCAAGAAACAUGAUGCACUUGAAUCCAAGUAUCGCAAUCUCCGUGAAAUUGGAAUAGUAGAGGCCAACUCAAAUAUGGAUAAACUACGCAAACAAUGCAAUACUAUUACAGCUGCGUCUAAUGACCUAGUGGCUUCUCUCAAAGCCGAACUUGAAGCCCAGCGCUCUCUUGGACAGCAAAGCCGGGAGCUCCAACGGCAGGUGAAAGAGCAAGACAGUGAGAUGGCUCGCCUGAAAGCAGAAGCACACGAAUCACGCUCUCAACUUGCUGCAGCCCAAACUGAGAUCAAAAACCUGCAGACUAAGCUUGCCGCGGCCAGAAACACGGCUGCGACCCUUGAAAGCGGUGCAGCGAAUCGCGCAACCGCGGCCGCUAAUGCCGAAGCAGCGCAGGCAGCCCAGAUUGCCCAAUUGAAGGAAGACCUUUUCAGUGAUCUGACUGGACUGAUUGUACGAGAUGUUAAGAUGCGAGAGUCUGAUUACCUGUUUGAUUGCAUACAGACUGGUAUUAACGGCAGCCUCCACUUCAAGUUGGUGGUUCCCAAAGAGUCGGGUGCGGAAUUCCACUCUGCAGAGUUCCAGUACUUGCCGCUCCUGGACGAGAACAGAGACCGUGACUUGUUCCAUGUCUUACCUGAGUUCUUGAGGGUAGAUAUAACCUUCGCACGGCAGCAGACAUCCAAAUUCUAUACGCGGGUCAUCGAUGCGUUGACUAAACGACGGAUCAGUUCGACGUCCUAA
Molecule: messenger RNA, 1482 nt
Organism: Penicillium chermesinum
Lineage: Eukaryota; Fungi; Ascomycota; Eurotiomycetes; Eurotiales; Aspergillaceae
Product: putative chromosome segregation protein (Pcs1)
Exons: 5
Coding region: 1-1482 (493 amino acids)
Biological process (GO): homologous chromosome segregation; attachment of mitotic spindle microtubules to kinetochore; meiotic sister chromatid segregation
Cellular component (GO): monopolin complex; nucleolus; chromosome, centromeric core domain
Molecular function (GO): microtubule site clamp; protein binding
Source: RefSeq, a predicted model, not a curated record